Messenger RNA from Fusarium sp. VM40, 1569 nucleotides. The record is from the annotation of a GenBank genome assembly. Lineage: Eukaryota; Fungi; Ascomycota; Sordariomycetes; Hypocreales; Nectriaceae.
AUGGCACUGACAGAGGUCAUUGUCGACCUGUUGCUGACCAAGCCCGUUAUUCUUGGCCUGGCAGCAUGCGCUCUGCUCUUCCUUGUCGGACGGGCCUUCGAGCCAACCGUCAACGGCCUUGAGCCUCCAAUGAUCAGGCCCAGCAUCCCUAUAUUCGGUCAUUUCUACAGUAUGCUCAAGGACCAAGAACUAUUCUUCAAACGUCUCGACAAGAAAUAUCACAUGCCCAUCGCAACAGUGCCUAUUCUGAAGUAUAAAAUGUAUGCGAUCACAGAUCCCAUUCUAGUCCAGGCCGCAUAUUGCAACAAGCACCUCUCAUUCACUCCAUUUGCUAUUGCCGGUGCCCAGAAGGUCACGGGCUUCGAUGAUGAGUAUCAUAAAGUUCUCACGUCGACAGACGUCUUACCCGAAUACUUCAAGAGCCUCUAUGAUGGGACUACUGCCCAACACAUCCACCAGCUAAAUGUUACCUCCCUCAAGCAUGUUUCGCAGCAUAUCAACAGCAUUGGAGGAGAUGGCAUGAAAGCUGACAAUACCUACCUCUGGCUGCGUAAUCUCAUGACAGUCGCUACGUGCGAGGCUCUAUUUGGCCCUGAAAAUCCCAUCAGGAGCGAUGAACUUGUCGAAGACGUCUGGACGUUUGAAACAGGUCUGCCUUACCUCUUCUUCCACAUCUUUAACUCCAAGACACUACGUCGCACAAAGGAGGCAAGAAGAAGACUGCAGCUGGCUUUGGGUAAGUGGUGCUCUGGCAUGAAGCAGGACGACGAACAGGUCUCAGCCUACAUCAGAAAUCGGGUCGGUGUUCUUCGAGGAUACGGCGUCGAAGGACAAAAGCUCGGUGAUAUUGAGGUUGGCCUCAUCCAUGUGCCUACAUCAAACUCCAUCCCGACCUUGUUCUGGUUCUUCAUCCAUGUCUUCACGCGGCCUGAUGUGGUCCUCCAAAUGCGCGCUGAAGUCGAGCCCAUUGUGGAACUUGAUUCGAACAAUGUGGCGACCUUCAACUUGGACGACAUCCUCGAAAAAUGCCCGUUGAUGGUCAGCGCCUACCGCGAGGCCAGCCGUAUCUGCAACGGAUUCACCUGUAACCGCAUGGCCCUAGAAGACACGACCAUCCAAGACAGGCAUGGCCGCUCGUACCUCCUCAAGAAAGGCUCCACCGUGAAGAUGCCCGCUGGAGUCAUGCAUUCCUCCAAGGAGAUCUGGGGCGAAGACGCAGCAACAUUCCGAGCCGACAGAUUCCUAGACAAGGGACUGACGAACGAACAAGCCAAGUUGAGACGUGCUGCCCUUACUCCCUUCGGCGGAGGCGCUCACAUGUGUCCUGGGCGGAACUUCGCCACGGCCGAGAUCUACGGCUUCAUGGCUGCGUUGCUCCUAGGCUAUAAUGUGGAACCUGUGGACGGGAACUGGGAUACGUUUAAGCCGCCGCCCAUGGCUUCGUGUCCUCAGUCGACAUCUGUGUGCAAGCCGGAAGACGAGGCUUCGGUCUGUGGUACCCGCCUGACUAGACGAAGUGGAUGGGAGUCAACCCAGUGGAGGUUUAUAUCUGGAAAAGUGACGGAAUGA